AUGGAUAACAUUAAUUACGUAUUGAAGUGGAAUAAUAUUACAGUUGAACAAUCACCAAGAAAAUUCAUAUCCCAGUCUUCGAAGGUUAAAGGAUUUGAAGAAUUUUUUAAUUUAGCGCGAAAUACUAAAUAUCGACGUAAUUGUAUAGAUUGGAAGAUGACUUUUGAUAUAUUAUCAGGUUCCGAAGUACCUAACGAUACCACCUUCAAAUCAUCUGGUGUUAAGGCGGACUCAAAUUUCUCUUGCACUUAUGCUUCUAAUAAUAGGAUCUCUUAUUAUAAUAUAUCGUUUAUUGAUUAUAUUUGGAUACUUCAUCAACAACGUUUUUAUUUAACGUUUAUUGACUUUAUUAAAGGCUUCGUUCCUUUAUCGUUGGUACAAUUUUUAACAUCUCAAUCUUUUAAGGCUGGGGAUAUUUAUGACAUUGUUGCUGAAUUAAAUGGUUUCGUUUACGAAAUGUGA
Molecule: messenger RNA, 462 nt
Organism: Rhizophagus irregularis DAOM 181602=DAOM 197198
Lineage: Eukaryota; Fungi; Glomeromycota; Glomeromycetes; Glomerales; Glomeraceae
Source: RefSeq, a predicted model, not a curated record